Solanum verrucosum is the source of this 1303-nucleotide messenger RNA. RefSeq names its product probable receptor-like protein kinase At1g80640. The record is from RefSeq and is a predicted model, not a curated record. Lineage: Eukaryota; Viridiplantae; Streptophyta; Magnoliopsida; Solanales; Solanaceae. Bases 98 to 1303 code for a protein of 401 amino acids. Gene Ontology annotation, cellular component: plasma membrane. Gene Ontology annotation, molecular function: protein kinase activity; ATP binding. The transcript has 6 exons. Gene Ontology annotation, biological process: protein phosphorylation.
CAUAUUGGCAUUAGGGGCGUGCUUCUAAGGCACGAAUCGCAGUUGCAUCCGUUCCGCCUAAACUUCAUCUCGCUGCAAAAAUCUUCACCUUUCGUCAAUGGAGAAAAAAUGUGAAAGAGAAGAUAUGAGUGCAAUCGAUACAGAAAGGAUGAAAAACCUGAAGAAGAUGAGGGAGACAUUGAUAUAUGAUGCGUAUUACUUACCAGCAGAAAACUAUCUUAAACAUGGGAAAAUGGCCAUAUCUAAACCCCGUGUUGACAUGUUUCUGGAUCAGUGCUCUCGUUUGCAGGAGGAGGACUCAUAUAGGAGUCUAUGGAAUAUGACUAUAACACCGUUGGGUCAUGCCAAACAAUACAGCCUUAAGGAAAUCGAAGAUAUGACCGACAAUUUUCAGCCGUACACGCUGAUUAAAUCUACCAAGUAUGGGAGAAUGUUCAGUUACCCAACCAAUGAAGCUAUUACUAUCAAAACAUGGGAUUUCUUUUGGCCAGAUUUCAAUGGCUAUUCUUACCAUCCAUCUAGAUUUUGUAAUGAGCUUGAAAUACUGACAGAUGAUAAUCCUCAUGCAUGUUUGAUGAAGUUAAAGGGGUUCUGUUUUCAAAAUAUACUUGCAAUUGUGUAUGAUGAAACACCAAUUCAAUUUUUGUCGUACGUCAUUUCUGAUGGGGAAAGCUUUAGAUGGGAGGAUAGAAUGAAGGUGGCAGCUCAACUUGCAACCCUCUUCAUCUGGUUGCAUGAGAAGCAAUUUGCGAUUGGUCGUAUGGAGCCUUCUAGCAUAAUGAUUGACAAGGACUUCAACAUGAAAGUAAUCGACUUUCCUUUCCUGGUUCGUGUUAGAGACAUCCCUCAUAAUAUUCUUCCUGAUGCUCCCGAGGCUGAUAAUGUUACUGAGACUUUAAAAGAUGAUGUUUACGCAUUUGGUAUUCUACUUUUGAGGUUGAUUACCAAUAACAAAAGCAUUGAAGGUCCAUAUCAUUGUUGGAUUCAGGAGGAGCUACAAGGUGGUAAAGGAUCGAUAGUGGAUAAAUCAGUUCUGCUAAAUUGUGAUGGUGUGCUCGCUUGUGGAAUCACAAAACUAGCGACAGAAUGUCUGGAUGAGGAUCCAAAUGCACGCCCAGAUAUGAAGAAUGUCUCUGACCGCUUGACCAAUUUGAUGUCCGAAAUUGGUUUCGAGCAGCGUCAAGUUUGUGUUGCUAUCAGCGAGAGACCAGGAGAACAGUUUGGACAAACAAGAAUGAUUAGUGUUCUCACCUUAGCAUUAGCAGUUGGUGUCGUUGGAUUCUUCUUGUUUAAGAAGCACUGA